Molecule: messenger RNA, 960 nt
Organism: Dothidotthia symphoricarpi CBS 119687
Lineage: Eukaryota; Fungi; Ascomycota; Dothideomycetes; Pleosporales; Dothidotthiaceae
Exons: 1
Coding region: 69-872 (267 amino acids)
Source: RefSeq, a predicted model, not a curated record
UGUUCAGCAUCAUCGCCUCGCACUUGAAUCUGGCAAGCAUUUCCUCAUUAUCUUUGAGAACCGAAACGAUGGCCGAUAUCCGCUAUUCCAGUUCUGACAAGCACGACAUCCAAAUCGACGGUGUGCGUUACGGCAACAAAACUAUUACCGAUGGAGAAGUUAUCAGACACAUUCGUGACGAGCUCGCGCUUAAACACGCACCAAACUUAUUCAUUGUCAACAACGAUCAUAUGAGAGGCGAUCCGCAACCCGGCGUGGUGAAAGUCCUCACAAUAGACUACCGCGACUAUCCCACCGGGCCGCACCUACGCUUGUCAAUCCCUGAAGGCUGGGCCAUUCCAUCUCGUUACCGCAUCAGUCGCGUUAUGUACGGAGGCCUCGAAUGGUUCGAUAAUCCCGAGGACAUCGAAGUGCUCAACAAAGCGUUGCUGAGCAGAGCCGGAGUUGAGUACGACAUCAGAUACAACGCUAUCAAGGAGUGCGACGCACAAGCUGCGAUCGAAGCACGCGCACUAAGAAUCACAAAUGAAACCAUGGGUGGUGAUCCGAAGCCCGGUGUAGUCAAGCACUUGACCGUCGCAAUCGCCGGCAAGGGAGGAGACUAUGAAUGGCUUAAGAUCCGAGAGGGAUUACUGUUCCCCAACUUCAGCACCUUCGAGAAGUUCAAGUACGAACAUCCCAACAACGAAAAUAGCAUGGGAAAUAGGGCUCAGGCCAUUGGAGAUGCGAUAGCUGGUGGUGCUCAGAUUGUCGGGAAUGCGAUAGCUAAUGAGGCCAGUAAUCUCCAACAGAGAAGUGUCUUCGAGUGGCUGCAACCAUUCAACUGGGUUCGGCCAUUGAUAAAUGUGGCUCAAGAUGUGGGCCGGCACUGAAGAGAGACAGAUAGAAGGAGGAACUUUUAGUAGCGUAGAAAUCUUGUAAAUAGUUCGAGGGCCGAAUUUCUCAUUCUAUACGAAGGAC